Molecule: messenger RNA, 669 nt
Organism: Oryzias latipes (Japanese medaka)
Lineage: Eukaryota; Metazoa; Chordata; Actinopteri; Beloniformes; Adrianichthyidae
Source: RefSeq, a predicted model, not a curated record
CUUAGAUGCACUGGCGCUUUUGUUUUGAAAAACAAAACCGGAAGUCCCUUUCUAGGUAAUGCUAUUGGACCUAGCUAUGGACCGACCCGUGGUAACAACAUGGAGGCCACCGAGAGCAUGUGACACCUACUGGAGUGAGUUCUGGCACUGCAAAAGUCUUGUGAAUCGCUUCCACCAUUAUUACACUUACGGCACCACCCCAUCAUGCCAUCAGUGGAAAGAGGACUACUAUAAUUGCAGAGAGUGGGAAAAAUCUAGAAGCACAGAGACUAAGGAAGCAUUGCAGAGAAGUGAAAGAAAGCGGGUGGCAGAGCAAAAAAACUUUGACCCAGUGUGGGAACUGAGGUGUGAGCCUCCAAAAGACUGGAAUUUGCCUCUGAACCAGGACAACACAGAAGACUCCUAAAAGGACCUCUUUGACUUUUGUGUAUUUAAUUUUUAAUGGACACGAGAUGUAGUGGAGCUGCAAACACUCACUGUUGAUUAGGGGGAAAAUGUUAGUCGACCAUAAAGAGAAUAAUGUUUUGUGAAGCAGACCGACAAAUUCAACAGGAUUUUUCUGAAAAAUACAGAAUCACUGCUUUAAUAGAAUGAUUGGGGGAGAAAUGGUUUGAUUUUAAUAUCAUUGGAUUGAAAAUACUUAUUAAAGUGAACAAUAGAUUUGUUUUA